Messenger RNA from Aplosporella prunicola CBS 121167, 831 nucleotides. Its product is annotated as carbohydrate-binding module family 63 protein. Bases 1 to 831 code for a protein of 276 amino acids. Lineage: Eukaryota; Fungi; Ascomycota; Dothideomycetes; Botryosphaeriales; Aplosporellaceae. The transcript has a single exon. The record is from RefSeq and is a predicted model, not a curated record.
AUGCCCUCUUUCCGCACCACCACCACUACGGCCCUGGCGGCCCUCGCCGCCCUCACAGCCGCAAACCCCCUUCCCUUCUGCGCCGUCGAGUACGUGUACGCCGACGACGUCGCCACCUCUGCCAGCGCCACGGCCACCGACAGCAUCGCCACCAGCAUCGCCACCAGCACCAGCGCACCCGCCACCAGCAGCGUCGCCACCAGCAAAAACAGCGUCAAAGUCGCCAGCAGCAGCGCCACCACCAGCGGCACGGCGACCUUCUACGGCGGCAACACGGAAGGCGGGCAGUGCCUAUUCAGCGGGUACACGAUCCCGUCGGGGCUGUACGGAACCGCGUUCUCCGGCUCCGCAUGGGACGGCGCGUCGCACUGCGGCGAGUGCCUGAAAGUGACAGGCCCACUGGGCACCGUGACAGUGAUGGUCGUCGACCAGUGCCCGGAGUGCGACGCGACGCACCUGGACCUCUUCGAGGACGCGUUCGCGGCGAUCGGGGACAAGACGAAGGGCACGAUCGACAUCAGCUUCGAGAGCGUCGCGUGCGGCAUUACGGAUGACAUUGUGCUCAAGAACAAGGAGGGCACCAGCGCGUACUGGUUUAGCAUGCAGGCGCGGAACCUGAACCUGCCGGUGGAGUCGCUCGAGGUCAGCACCGAUGGCGGAAGCUCCUGGCAGGCGACGACGAGGUCCGAGUAUAAUUUCUUUGAGAACCAGAGCGGGUUUGGCACUGAGACGGUGGAUGUGAGGAUUACGAGCCAGAGCGGCGAGCAGAUUGUUGUUAACGAUAUGGCUGUGACGGCGGGCUUGACGAAGGCUGCGGGGGGGAACUUCUAG